Messenger RNA from Astyanax mexicanus (Mexican tetra), 3196 nucleotides. RefSeq lists its product as uncharacterized. Gene Ontology annotation, molecular function: nucleic acid binding; cysteine-type peptidase activity. Gene Ontology annotation, biological process: DNA integration; proteolysis. The transcript is spliced from 15 exons. The record is from RefSeq and is a predicted model, not a curated record. Lineage: Eukaryota; Metazoa; Chordata; Actinopteri; Characiformes; Acestrorhamphidae. Bases 232 to 2817 code for a protein of 861 amino acids.
AAUAAUAAUAAUAAUAAUAAUAAUAAUUUUUAAGUGUGUGAGAACACUAAUAUUUAAGAAGAAAAUGUGUAAUAUAUUGAUUGUUUACACUUGCAGUGCAUGGACAUUAAACGUAGGGUUGGGGGAGGGGCUGUUUUCCCCCAUCAUGCUCUGUAACUGAUGUUUUUUUUUAGUUGUGGUCAAGUUAGCUAGUUUCGGAUUACGGUAUACGGUACAUGGAUUGAUUUUAUUAUGGACUCCAAAACUGCCAAAGAAAUCAGAGAAUUUCUUCUCACUGGCAAAUACCCUGAUGUUUUUGAUAAGCAUCAGAGGUACAUACUGAGACGGAGGGCAUCCAAUUUCUGCAUCACUGACAACGAACUGUACUACAUAAGACACAGGGGAACCGAAAAAGAGUGCAAGGUGAAGGUGGUGUGUAGUGCGGCAGAGGCUGAUGCUCUCUUUGUCGAGUUUCACAGUAGUGGAAUCGGAGCUCACUGUGGGCAAAUAAAGACAAGGGAUGCAAUCUCUCAAAGAUUCUACUGGCCUGGCAUGUCUGGGGAUAUUGAGAAAUGGGUGUCACAGUGCACAGUUUGCCAGAAAAACAAGAGAGAUAUAAAGGCCAGCACGGAAUACAAGCCGAUCAAGACCAAAGUUCCAUUUGAAUUGGUGGGAAUGGAUCUCAUCGGCAAGCUUGUGAAGACAGAGCAAAACCACCAGUACAUAUGUGUCAUAAUUGACUAUUGUACUAGGUGGACUCAGGCAUAUGCACUAAAAUCAAAGUCUGCAGAAGAGGUCACACAGAGCAUUUUGAAAUUUGUCUACCAAUUUGAAGUGCCAAAACGGAUUCUGACUGACCAAGGUAGAGAAUUUGUCAAUGCUAUUAACUCACAAGUGUGUGAAGUACUUGGCAUUAGAAGAAGUCUCUGUGCCCCAUAUCAUCCUCAAACUAAUGGGUUGGUGGAGAGACUGAACGGAACUAUACAAAGAGCUCUUGGCAAGAUGGUGGAUGAGAAACCUAACAACUGGGAUCUGUACCUGGAUGCAGUAAUGUUUGGACUGCGCACAAAAAAGCAGUUAACCACACGGUUCUCCCCAUUCUUUUUGAUGUUCGGGAGAGAAGCACGUUAUCCUGCUGAGGUGCCAGAGGACUAUCAGGUUGAUGCUACUGUUGAGAAUGUGCUUUCUGAAGAAUUGGUGGCAAUUGACAUUGAGAGGCAUGACAGAAUCCUGAACAUUGUCCAGGAGAAUGUGGAAGGAGUUCAGGAGAGAACAAGAAAAAGGCUGCAGUCAAAACUCCCUCAGCAAAAUCUUCAGGUGGGGGAUGUAGUUCUGAGAAAGAAUAUCCGCAGCCAGCAACGAAAAGGAGGAAAGCUUGACCCAGAAUUCCUCGGCCCCUUUACUAUCACCAAAGUAGCAGGAAAAAGCAUUGACCUUGUUGACUCCAAUGGAAAAGCCAUCCACAAGGUUAACAUUGAUCAUUUAAAACUGUACAAUGAACAGACCCCGAGGAUACCACAAAAGUUAAAAGGGCAUCAUGAUGUAUUCAGUAUCGCUCCUCCCUCAGUCACUUCCUCUCCACCAGCCACUGUCAUCUCCUCUCCACCAGCCACUGUCACUUCCUCUCCACCAGCCACUGUCAUCUCCUCUCCACCAGCCACUGUCAUCUCCUCUCCACCAGCCACUGUCAUCUCCUCUCCACCAGCCACUGUCAUCUCCUCUCCACCAGCCACUGUCAUCUCCUCUCCACCAGCCACUGUCAUCUCCUCUCCACCAGCCACUGUCAUCUCCUCUCCACCAGCCACGGUCAUCUCCUCUCCACCAGCCACUGCCAACCUCCACCCUUCUGUCAUCUCUUCUCCAUUAUCCACUGUUCAACCUGCUGUUCAACCUGCUGUUACCACCUCCCCACCUACUUCCACCUCUUCUCUACCAGUUCCAGUCACAUCCUCUCCACCUCCUGUCAUCUCCUCUCCACCUUCUGGAACCAUCUUUGCUCAAACAUCUGUCUCCUCCUUAGAAAAAUGUGUGAAAGAGGCUUGGGAAGGAAAAAAUGUUCAUGUCCUUCUGUCAAAAAUUGGACCAUACAAAUUGUUUUAUUGGGACAUCGCCAACCUAGCACCCAAUCAACAGGUUGAAAGUGAGGUGAUCAAUGCUUAUCUGAAGCAUAUUGUUCACAAGAAAAAUCAAGAACAUGGAGGCAAACAGGCACUAUACAUUGAUUCUUUUGAAAUGACUGGUAUGUGGCAGGGGAAGAACACAAAACUGAAGUGUGACCCCAAUAACUUUCAAGUGAUUCUGGGAGCUGUAAACGAGCCAAACCACUGGAUACUGACAGCAUUUUUUCCACAACAAAAAAGGAGUUUGGUGCUUGAUUCUCUUGGAAACGCCUCCACAAAAUUAGUCACAUGUGAAAGGACAGCAAGAGCAUUCAUGAGAAAGCGAGGGUGUGAGGUGUCCACAUGGACAACAGAAACGGUUCCUCAUGCAUUACAGACAGAUGCUGUGUCAUGUGGAGUGUUUGUGCUGAAAUACGCUGAGAAUAUUCUGGCAGAGGAGCCACUGACAUUUACUAAUUCAAAAUCAGCUGUUCAGACUUACAGAUGGGAGGUGGCAAUGACUUUGCUCAAGGAGACAGAUAAUCUCGAAGAUGUGUGCCACUACUGUGGAGAAAAAAGUGGAGAAACAGAAAAAAGCAAACGUGGGAAAAAAAAGAAAGGGCAAGCAUGCAAUACUGUCUGGUUACCCAACCCACUCAUUAGGACUCCCCCUAAUACUAGUGAUGCCCCAACACACCAGGAGGAUGAAGACCAACCCCCCCCUUUCUCUGACAGGUGAAGUCAGACUCUGCCUAUUUUUGAACAGCUGCUGAUGCAGCAUUGCCAAGUAGCAUCAUCAGCUCACAGACGCCUUGUGCUGAUCGAAAUCAUCCUUUGGAGUGAUGAGGGGAAAGAGUGCCAUGUACCCACCCAGAGAGAGCAAGGCCAAUUUUGCUGCCUGAGGGUUCCGGUAGCUAAUGGCAACUACAUAAACAGGAUUUGAACCGGCGAGCUCCUGGUCAUAGAGGCAGUGCAAAGCCUGCUGGACCACUCGGAGGCCAUCACUAUGUUUUGUUUUGACAGAAAGGUUUGUGUUUAUGUGUAUGUAUCUUUUGCAUGUUUUCCCAUUAUUUGAGCUUGAUUAUUAUGUAGACUUUGCAAUAAAUAAGUAUUUUCAA